CAGAGACAGUAGCUUUCGCUGGUGGUCAUUAAACUCCGGUUAGAAUCCACCGAGCGAGCGCCUGUUCCAAUGGAGGAGCGUCGACAUCGGGCCGGUUGCCUUCGGAAAUCUUUCGAGAGAAUACAUCGUUUUCAUUUGACCUCCUCUCUCCUGAUGUAAGGAUCUACUUUUUGAAAGGACUAGUUUUACUUCCACCCCUUCGCAGCACCCGCGUUAUCGUACCGAUACCCCUCUGAUGUCCGCGCGGUAGCAGCAACAACCGCAGCUUCCCCAGACCCCCAUCGCGUGCCACUUGCCAAUGCAAACCAAGCGUAAGUGGGGAGAAGCGCUCAGUGGGUUCAGGACAUUUCUACUGUCCAGGACAUGAAGGCCUACAGAUAGAUGCAAAUCUCCCUCCUCCAUGGCCUCUUUUCCCUCCAUCCCAUCCCCCCUUCCCCUCCUCUUGCUCCUCCUCUCCAUCCCUCCAGUGGCUCCUAUCCAGCCCCAAUGGCCCCUGCAGCGCGUCCCCGUGGUCUUACCCCAGGUGACAGAGGACCGACCCGCCCCCCACUUCCAGGCUGACGCCCGAUUGGACGUCACCUCCCCAUGUGACCCAGAAUGCCACAAGAAUGCUCUUCCCCCCAGCUACUGGGACCUGCGUAGCAUCCUGUCAUACGAGACGCUCCAUAGUAACGGUCGCCUCACCGAAACCGCGGUGGGGAUCUACGGGUACACCGCCCGCCCCCAGACCACGCCGGCACUGCCUUCCCGACGCAAACGUCAGAUCUUUGGCCAUGACGGGCGUUUCAGCAUCGUAGGGCAGGACUUCCUGUUGAACUACCCAUUUUCGGCAGCGGUCAAGCUGUCCACCGGGUGUUCCGGAACACUGGUGGGCGACCGGCACGUUCUGACCGCCGCCCACUGCGUCCACGACGGGAAGAACUACGUGAAAGGGGCGCAAAAGCUCCGGGUGGGUUUCCUGAAGCCAAAACAGCGUGACUCUCCCAAUCCUGCCUCUGCCACCAAUGCAUCCAUCGCCCAUCCAUCACCCCCAGAUAAAAUGAAGUUCCAGUGGAUUCGUGCCAAGCGCACCCACGUGCCCAAAGGCUGGAUCAAGGGCAACGGCAACGACAUCGGAAUGGACUACGACUACGCCUUAUUAGAGCUCAAGAAGGCCCACAAAAGACGCCACAUGAAGCUGGGCGUCUCCCCGCCGGCGAAGCAACUGCCCGGGCGCAGGGUCCAGUUCUCCGGCUAUGACAACGACCGGCCGGGCCAGCUGGUCUACCGGUUCUGCCGGGCUGGAGAGGAGACGCCGGACCUUCUCUACCAGCAUUGUGAUGCCCAGCCCGGGGCCAGCGGCUCGGGGAUCUACGCUCGUAUGUGGGACCGGAGGAGGCGGCGCUGGGAGAGGAAGGUGAUCGGGGUGUUCUCAGGGCACCAGUGGGUGGAUCGAGACGGGGCGUCCCAGGAGUUUAACGUGGCGGUGAGGGUGACGCCUCUGAAAUAUGCCCAGAUCUGCUACUGGAUCAAAGGAAACUAUGUAGACUGCCGAGAAGGAUGAGGAAGAGGUGGACAUGUCAUGCACAUACUGUACACACACACACACAGAGGAUUGAUGGAGGAGGAAGAGGUGGACAUGUCAUGCACAUACUGUACACACACACACACAGAGGAUUGAUGGAGGAGGAAGUGAAGGGGGUCUUCAUUUCCCUUGCUGAGGAAGUGAAGUUGACAUGUCAUUCAUACACAUGCAGUACACACUUCAUCAUUAAUACUGUUUCAUUAGCAAUACAUCCAUCGUUCUGCAUGCAGAGACAUCCUCCCAACACACAACUAGAACGACUCACAGUUACAUCCAGGAAGUCCUACUGUACAUACAUACAUCCUCACUAACCCUUUCCAUCGUACAUGAAAUAAAAUGUUCAAAUGUAUUCGUGCCCUUCUUACUGCAUGAUCAACACUGUGCUUUGAAACACAACUGAAAGGUCUUAUGACUGAGCUUUAGAAGAAGGCUUUGACCAGGGACUCCCUGGACCAACGUGUCAUGAUGGUGAAGAGAACAUUUAAUGCACUGAAAGGAUGAAAUAAAAGGAGGAACGAGAAGAUGUGUAAGAGGUUGGUGGAGAACCAGACGCAGUUCCUCUGCUAAUUCUAUAGAUUGUCAGAGCUCUGCUGGGACAUCUCUUUAACUGUUAUUACCAAUGAAUGUAACCCUGUCAUCAACCAAAGGUGCUACCCUGCUCUUCAAACAUGUCAACUCAAGGUAUAGACUGUCACAGUACAAACUGUUGGUGUUUCAAAUGGACCCGAGUAAAAUACCCCUAGCUCCCUCUGCUGGGCCAAACACAACACUACAGGCCACUUUGAUGCGUAGCACCAGUGUUGGCUCUGGCAUACUGACCUUCUACUCAUGAUCUGCACUGUCAAACUUUAUGGGGGAGAUAUUUUUCUGUUUUAAAAACAAUUGUUCAGCAAUAUAUAUAUAUCAACUUUAUAAUGCUUUGGAAUAAAAUGCGGCUUUGCAAAUG
Molecule: messenger RNA, 2510 nt
Organism: Salvelinus fontinalis (brook trout)
Lineage: Eukaryota; Metazoa; Chordata; Actinopteri; Salmoniformes; Salmonidae
Product: serine protease 23-like
Exons: 3
Coding region: 401-1543 (380 amino acids)
Biological process (GO): proteolysis
Molecular function (GO): serine-type endopeptidase activity
Source: RefSeq, a predicted model, not a curated record